UUUGUAAAUAAUUACACAUUUUAUUUUUAUUUCGUAUUUUAUCUUCGUUUUAUCUCUCAUCAGUACCAACUUUAAGUGGACUUGACUGACUUGCUAAUCUUCACACUACAAAUUAGCUUUCGUCAGAUUCUACCACAAUCGUCCCCUUUUACAUUUAAUUAAAUCCUUGUAACAUUUUAUAUUAUUGGCGUUUUAAAAUUUUGAGUGACGGGUAUAUUAUAUUUUAUUUUUCAAAGGGAAUUUUUUUUCGUUUCCUGUAACUAAGUUACACAUUCUCCACUUAAUCUUUUAAAUUUAUUCUCUUAAAUAACAUUUUACUCAGUCGCAGAGUAUAACAUUUGUUUCUCCUGUUUUGUACUCUUCUCAUUAUUCUCACCAAUUAUUCCCUUGAUGUGUAGUAAUAUAUCAAAUUUUGAUCGUUCUAAUCUAAAUUAUAAUUCAAAUUAUUAUUAAAUUAUCGAAAUUAUUGAGUAAAAUUACCUAAACUAUUGAAUAAAAUUAUCGAGUAAAAUUAUCGAAAUUGAGUAAAAAUUUUGGGGAAGAUGUUUGAGUGUAAAUUGGAUGGUAUGUUUUUGAGGCGUUUGUUUGAGUCUCUGAAGGAUAUUUGUGGCGAUGUCAGUAUUGACUGCUCAGACGAGGGUUUAACAAUGCAGGCGAUGGAUAAUUCGCACAUUUCACUCAUUCACCUGAAACUUUCGCCUGACUUUUUUCACCUCUACAGGUGUGACUUGCCCUGUAAUCUGGGCCUAAACAUCUCAUUCAUGCUUAAAAUCUUAUCCGUCGUCAAGGAAAAGUCACUCAUUUACCUCUCCAGAGGUGAUAUGACCGAAGAUCCCGUACUCAACAUCAGAAUCAUCGAAGACGUAGGAGCUAAUCUCACCCUCGAAUCGGAUUCGUUGGAGGCACAGGUGAAGUUGAUAGAGGUGGAUAGAGAGCAUUUGGAGAUCCCGACGUGUGACUACUCGUGUAAAUGUGUGAUGAACUCGAAGAAGUUCCAGGAGUUUGCAAAGUAUUUACACUCGAUUGGGGAGACAGUGACCAUAAGCAUGACCGAGAAUGAGAUGAGGCUGGAAACUGAAGGUGAAGGAAUAAGAGCAAGUAAACGGUUCCAUACCGACGUCGGAGAGGUCAGAGUCACAAGCCUUGAGAAUUUAUCACAAAUUUUCGCAACUCGUUAUUUAGUUCUCUUUUCAAAGGCGACGAAUUUGGCGGAACAGGUCUCGAUUAACUUAUCGGCUGGAAUUCCACUCUCUGUAAAGUUCGGGUUCGGUGAUGAAGAAGACUCAAGCUUCAUCAACUUCUAUCUCGCACCAAAUAUUGAAGAAUAAUAUAAUUAAUACAUUA
Theileria parva strain Muguga is the source of this 1344-nucleotide messenger RNA. RefSeq names its product proliferating cell nuclear antigen (gene PCNA). The record is from RefSeq and is a predicted model, not a curated record. Gene Ontology annotation, biological process: mismatch repair; regulation of DNA replication; leading strand elongation. The coding region runs from base 543 to 1328 and encodes 261 amino acids. The transcript has 2 exons. Lineage: Eukaryota; Apicomplexa; Aconoidasida; Piroplasmida; Theileriidae. Gene Ontology annotation, molecular function: DNA polymerase processivity factor activity; DNA binding. Gene Ontology annotation, cellular component: PCNA complex.